This is a messenger RNA of Pelmatolapia mariae (spotted tilapia), 5376 nucleotides long. RefSeq names its product inositol polyphosphate-4-phosphatase type II B (gene inpp4b). Gene Ontology annotation, molecular function: phosphatidylinositol-3,4-bisphosphate 4-phosphatase activity. The record is from RefSeq and is a predicted model, not a curated record. NCBI's taxonomy places the organism in Eukaryota, Metazoa, Chordata, Actinopteri, Cichliformes, Cichlidae. Bases 423 to 3257 code for a protein of 944 amino acids. The transcript is spliced from 22 exons. Gene Ontology annotation, cellular component: cytoplasm.
GUCCCCGACUGACAGCCCAAGAUUGAUGGAUAGAGCUUUGUAUUGCACAUAACAUCAAUUCUGUCCUGCUUUCUCUUUCAUUUGGAAUCUCACUCCCUCAUCACUCCUCCCUUCCGCUGUCUUUUUCUCUCCUGCUCCCCUCUCUUCCCCCUCCCUCUCCUCCUCCCUCCCGCUGCUGCUCCAGGUCCGUCGCUGGUCCCUCUCUUCCGUAUUAGUUUCCAUGAGGCAUCCUUAAUGCUGACAGAGAGCGCACCGUGAGGCAGCAAGAAAGCGGGGUGAGAGGAUUGCUAUCUUUGUGACAGCUUCUCUGCUUGGUAGGCUGCGUGUGAGCCGGGGAACUGGACUGGACUGUGGUGUUUCGUGGAGGAGGUGGGAGAAGAGGUGGAGGAGCACGAGGGAGAACUGUGGGGCAAGCUGGACAGAUGGAGGACGGCACGCAGCACCUGGGACACUGCAUGGUUGACAUGAAGGAGCUGAGUGCGAGUCCUGAAGGACUGAGCGCUGCUGGUGUUAUUCUAACACCCAAGCUGCCUCAGGUGGAGUUCAGCCUCGCCUGUAAUGAUCUGGUGGCCUCAGGCAGAGACAGGAAGCCCAAUGCUUUGGUCCAGGUGGCUGUCAUAGAUCCCCACAAGCAGCACCUCGUGUCUCACGCCUGCACAGAGAUAGUUGAGGCGAACAAAGACCCACUGUUUCUGACGGGGGUGACCUUCCCUUCAGAGUAUCCUGCUAGCCCAGAGACGCUAGUCAAGCUAAGUGUGUAUGAUGCAAAGGACAAGACCCAGGAAUCAAGCAGCUUCCUGGGUAGUGCCACAUUUUCAGUUGGAGAUCUUCUGAGGGCAAAAGAUGAACGACUGACCUUGAGCCUCAGGUCAUCUGAUGGUGUGUGCACAGCAGGAACAGUGGUGGUGAGUCGUCUGAAGAUGGGGGAGAUGGAGGAGGUUGAUGUGGACCAGAUCACCACAGACAUACCGUCACAGAAGUGUCCACUGGUAUGUGAGUCUGCGCACCAUUCCUGCACCGACAGAGAAAAUAACCCAUUGACCGGGCCAGUGUUCAAGAACCCAGUAUGCAAAGUGUACAGAUUUCAAACAGUGGACAGCAAGUGGAUGCUUGUGCGGGAACAAAUGGAGGAGUGCACUCUGUCGUUCAGUAUCCCCAAACAGCUGCUCGCGCUGUACAUUCAGGAGGACAUGAGUAGGGUGCAGGAUCUGAAGGAGCUGGGAGAUCUUUCCCCUCACUGGGACAACUUACGGAAGGAGGUGAUGACACGAUAUGCAGGAAUAAUCAGCUCCUACCAAGAGACCUUGGCUGAAAUGGACAAGAUUAAUGGUUGCUCAUUCAAGCCAAGCUGCUGCAAAGCUCAAAAGUCUCUGGAGUUUAUUCCGAUAAACCUGCACACCCAGAGGAUGAGGGUGACAUGCCCUAAAAAAACAGAUGCGUUUUACGACAUCGUCACUGUUGGUGCCCCAGCAGCCCACUUCCAGGGCUUUAAAGGUGGUGGUCUCCAGCGACUCCUGAGCAGAUAUGAAGCAGAGAAAAAGAGCUUCAGCACUGCCUACCAGUGUAUCUACUACUCCCCAGAGCACACAGCCAAAGCUCAGGAGGUACUCAGCAUCAUGAGCCUCCUCCAGCCCCUCAUCACGAGGUUAGUGGACCAGCUCCUUCAGGCUGCCCAUGAGCACUCUUCCCCUGGACUGAGGGAUGCACUCAAGCACCUUUCUGACAAGACAGAACAAUUUGUUCACACACUUAAGGAUGAAUUGGUCAAGAGUGCACUCCUAGCGCUGCAUGCAGCGCAGCCAGGCUACGUUUCCAAGAACCAGAAGUCGACUCCGGCGCAGAGCCAACACCAAGGCCACACAAACCAGACCAAUGACCAGAAUCAGAACCCAAUUCAGGGACUUCCAGGCCACAGUCCACCGACGUCAGUCAAUGAGACCACAGUGGUGUGUAAUAAUGUGGAAGGAACCCAAACAACUGCUGGAGGAGAGCCUUUGUCACUGAAGCACCAAGACACCAUACCGCACCAUAAAGAGUACGAUGAGGAGGAAUGGGACAGGCUGUGGGCAAAUGUGGCCAAGUGUCUCAACUGUGUAAUCGCCAUGGUGGAUAAACUCCAGGAAGAAGACAACACCAAGCAGGAUCCAGUCCCAGAACAUCAGCUAGCUGAUGUCAUCACCUCCCACAAUCCUGGUGACUGGAGGGAGCAGUUGUGUCCUCUGGUGACCCGGUUAAAGGACUGCGUGAUGGAGGUGGUGGAGAAGGCGAAGAGAGCCAUGACCUUUGUGCUCCUGCAGGAGGCAGCCUGCAGCAUUCCACAGGGCUUCCUGCUCCAGCAGAGGCGAGACAUAGUCUUCAGUCAGGCACUGGCAGCCUUGGCCUGUGGUUUCAUCAUGCGGUUGUACGCGGGAAUGCAGGACAAAGGCUUCCUGAGGCAGCUUCACCUCGUUGGCCUGGUUGCUCAGUUUGAGAGCCUGCUCAGCACCUACAGUGAAGAGUUCGGGAUGCUGGAAGACAUGGAAGUGGGGAUCUCAGACCUGCAGAGAGUCAUGUUCAAGAUUACAGAGGCCAAGUCCGAUGACCUCAGUGACCUUCAGCCUUUAGUUUGUGGCCGACGAGACCACUUCACUGUAGAAGUGCCAUUACCUAAACUGGUUUUCCAUACCUUACCAGAGGAAAUCAAGGAGGGGAAGCUUCUCCGAGUAUUCCCGGUGCUCUUUAACGUGGGGAUUAAUGAACAACAAACAAUAGCAGAAAGGUUUGGAGAUAUCUCUCUACAAGAAAGAAUAAACCAGAAGAACUUUGAGACAUUAGAAGCCUAUUACAAAUCAUUAAGUGAAAAGGUGCCACUAGAAUGUCUACCGUGUUUUCAGACACAGACCGACAUAAAGGAAUUACUUGAAACUUUGGGCCAGAAUGUAGUCGCGAAGAAGAAAAAGAAUGUGGAGAUACUGUGGACUGCUGGAACGAUCUGCCGAAGGUUAAAUGGCAUCAGGUUUACCAGCUGUAAAAGUGCCAAAGACCGAACAUCCAUGUCUGUCACUCUAGAGCAGUGCGCUCUCUUACGUGAUGAACACCAGCUCAGCAAGGACUUCUUCGUGCGCGCUCUGGACUGCAUGCGCAGAGAAGGAUGUCGCAUUGAGAAUGUUCAAAAGAAUAUUAAAUGCAGGAAAUAUGCCUUCAACAUGCUGCAGCUGAUGGCCUUUCCCAAGUGCUACCGACCACCAGAAGGGACUUACGGCAAAGUUGACUCUUGAGGAGAAAAGCCACGUACUGUAAAAUUAGUCAUUCAGUAUUAUUCUUCUUUAGUAAAUAUUAAAGAUCAUAAAUGAUAGUAUGUAAAAUAUGCUGUUAAUAGGAAAAACAGUUGCUGGAGGUGUGUUUGUGUACGUACGUGCGUGAGUGUGCGUGUGUAAUGAGGGUACAUUCAUAGGCAUUACAAAAAUGGGUCCAUUUUAAAAUAAAUGCACUUUCCACCUCACCAUACAUUGGUCAUAACUUAAGCAACAUUAAGCAGAACAACUUGGGGGUAAGUCAAAGUCUUACAUAAUGUGCAUAUAUCAGUGUAUGAGAGAGAUAACUAGCCUAAAAGAACAGUUUUCAAGUUUUACUAGCUAUUUUGUUUGUUUACGGUAACCAUGCAUUUGGACGUUCACUCGGUAAAAGUUAAUAUUUGGAAACACUGACCUAUUUUUGUAACAGCUCUUAAAGUUUCCGUAAUCUUUGCGGACAUCCACGUUCCCUGUGGUUUUUCUCCACAGGGAAAACUUUAUUUGGAUAUGUGGGCCUUAAAAAGAUAGUAUGAUGUUAAACAAAAAAUGAAUAACUUGUGCUGUUCUCAAGAAAUCAUAUCAACAUGUUUUUUGUACAAAUUUCCCUCUGCUUAACACUGUCCUCUAGCUUUGCACCCCAAUGGCAAUUUAGCCCAUGUUUUAUUCAUGACAUAACAUAGAAAACAUAUCAAACAUUUAAACUGAGACAUUUUAUCAUUUCAUCAUAAAAAUUGGUUGAUUUUUGAAGGCAGCAACACAUCUCAAAAAGUUGGGACAGGGCAACAAAAGGAUGGACAAGUAAGUGAUACUAAAAGAAACAGCUGGGGGGAUAUUUUUCAACUAGUUAGGUUAACUGGCAACAGGUCGGCAACAUGAUGGGGUAUAAAAAGAGCAUCUUUGAGAGGCAGAGUUUGUCAGAAGUAAAGCUAGGCAGAAGUUCACUAAACUGCAAAAACCUGUGGCUACACAUUAUGAAGGAAAAAAAAUUCAGAACAUCCAGAAAAGCACCAUAAAUGCUGAAAGGUGUGUAUAAAAAAAUCUCAUCAAAAGAUUCCAAGACUCUGGACAUACCUCAGAAUCAAUACUGAAUGCUUGGGAUCUCUUCAGGCCUUUAGAUGGCACUACAUCACAAACAGCCGCGAUUCUGUGGUGGAAAUCGCUGAAUGGGCUCGGGAACACUUCCGGAAAUUAUCGUCUGUGAUCACAGUUCAGUAUGCCAUCCAAAAAUUCAGGUUAAAGGUCUGUCAUUCAAUGAAGAAGCCAAAUGUGAACAUGAUUCAGAAACACCGCCACCUUCUGUCAGCCAAAGCUCGUUCAAAAUGGACAGAUCCACAGGGGAAAACUUCUUUUUGGAAAACAUGGACAUCCUCCGGACUGAGGAGGAGAGUAAGCAUCUGGAUUGUUAUCAGCACUCAGAUGCAUGCCAUCACUAUCUCUUUGAGGUAAUGGAAAUAGAUCAGUACCUAUGGAAUUUGUGGCUUGCACAUCUGGAAAGGACCAUCAAUGCUCCAAGGUAUAUAGAGGUUUUAGACCAACAUGUACUCCCAUCCAAACGUCUUUUUCAGGGAAGGCCUUGCAUAUUUGAGUAAGGCGAUGCUAAAUCUUAGGGUCAAGCUAUUCCAACAGCAUUGCCUCAUAGUAAAAGAGUCUGGGUGCUGAACUGCCCUGCCUGUAGUCCCGACCUUUUACCAGCUGAAAACGUAUCAUGAAAGAAAUAAAAGCUCGCCAAUACAGACCCAGGACUGUUGAUGCUCGUUGCUAGAAUCCUGUAUCAGUCACGAGAAAGAGGAUGCUACAUAAACAUGGCCCUGCCCCAACUCUUUGAGACCUGUAGCUGCCAUCAAAUUCAAAAUGAACUAAUAUUUUUCUUAAAAUACUAAAUAUUUGCUUUUUUUCAGCAGGAAUGAAAUAUGGGCUUAUGAGAUUUGCACAUCAUUGCUUUUUUUUAAUUUACAUUUUUCAAAACAUAAAAAAUGUUUCUGUUUUGGACAUGAGGUUGUACUAUAUUUAAACAACAUGAAGGGCAGGGUAAUGUUGAACAACUGAACGCAGUUUCUGAAUGCUACGGAGUACAUUUAUAUUAUUUAUUUUUGCUAUUCUAAAA